AUGUCGAAACCAAAUCAAGUUGGGUGUUUUAGGAGUAUAGGGACCAGGGAAGAGGAGAUCUACGAGCCUCCUCCUACUGUUGAUAUCAAGGGAACUUUAGAAAAUUCGAAGACCGCUGGACUGGUGUGGUUACCGGAGGUAGAAGUCAUUUUUGGCCCCUCUGCCAAAGGGUCGUCACCAAUUUCCCUUCUACAGUGUAUGCACUUCUUCCAUCCCAGCAAGGUUUAUCACCCAGCAGUAGAAAUCGGGAUAGAUGUCCUUUAA
Molecule: messenger RNA, 264 nt
Organism: Echinococcus granulosus
Lineage: Eukaryota; Metazoa; Platyhelminthes; Cestoda; Cyclophyllidea; Taeniidae
Exons: 2
Coding region: 1-264 (87 amino acids)
Source: RefSeq, a predicted model, not a curated record